AGAUCACCACCGAGGAGUUGGGUGUGCACGCCAGUCACGUCUGUGCCGCCAGUCGGUUCGGUUAUAUAUUGCGUGCCAUUUUGUGCCCUGCUCGACUUAUAUAUUUGUUUCUUGUUUUUUUUUCCCGCUUUUCUAUUCGAAUCGAAACAGUUUGCAACGUUUUUCUUAUCACAGCAACCAUGUGGAAAAGGUUUUGAUCGUGAAAUCGUGCACGGGUUUUUACUUCGUCGCCACCCGAUAAUCUCGUUUGAUUGAGUCCCGUUCGACUUGGAUUAUUGGCCGCGUGAUGAUAAUCGCAAGACGAUCAUGUGAAAGAAAAGGAGAUCUAGAAAUAAUGAGUUGAUUUAUUAUAUUUCCGCCCCCCUCCCCCAAUCCGAUUUGUAAUAACACCACCGAACAAGAACCAAUUAGCGGUUAUAUCAGCCAGCCAGCCUCUAUAUAGAUUGUGCGCGGCACGACAGUGCUGGUUGAGAUAAUAAUAAUAACUAUUAGAUAGCUAUAAUAGGAAGACUGGGCUGUUAUCACAAGUGUCGGAAUAAGAUACUGCUGCGCACACAGCCUCCGAUGAACUUACAUCCAGUCCGUCGCCUCCAUCAUCGACAGCAACAACUUGCAUCGGAAACUUGUCUAAUAAUCAGCAAAUGGAACCGUCAACGGCGGCCAAUCAGCCUUUGAUCGAAGGCAGCCAUUUCGGCGCCGCCGCCGCCGCCGCCGACAUCUACGACGACCGUUCGUUAUUCCGCCGACCCAAUUGUCACCCGGCUACUUUCCUACUCAACGACCGUCAAGCUGCCGUCGCCGCCACUGUUUACACAAUAUGUGCAUCUUCGGUUACGUUCUUCGGCUACUGUUUUUUGGCCGUCGCCACUUCUUAUCAAGCCAAACACAUGGCCGACGUUUACUGGGGGGUGCAAGCCUCUUAUGCGGCCAUCAUGAUGGCCGAGCUGACGUCGCUCUGUCUUUCCACCACUCUGUUGAUUGCAAUUUAUCAGGAAAAUUGUUCGCUAAUGGUUCCGUGGGUGUUGGGCUUCAUUGGUUCCAUCUCUCUGGAAGCCCUGGCCAUAGUCUACUCCAACGUCCUUCGUGAUCAUAUCAAUCAGAGCUUUGAUCAGUUGUGCCACUUUGAGAUUGGCGUCUUCCUAUCGAAAACUUUCAUCAACAUUCUCGUUAUAGGAGCUGUAGUGCGUCUCUACCGACAGCUGAAGGACGGCGCCACAUGGAGAGUGAGCGAUAUUUACGAAUUGUAAUGGUUACCGCCACCGCCGCCAGCACUCUCUCCAUUAUCUGAUUGCCGUUUCUCCAUUAUCUUGUACAUUUCCAAUAUUGAAUGUUAUGUAACUAAAUAUAUUUCUGCGCUCUAUUAAUCAUCAUGUCUAUAAAAAAGAAUCAUCUUUUUUUUUGCUACGCGAUAUAUGUGCUGGUGCCCGCUUUCUAUAACGUCAUUUCACCUAUAUUAUAAAUAGCGAAAAUCGAAAAUAUACGACAUGUCGAAAAUAA
Messenger RNA from Daphnia pulex (common water flea), 1497 nucleotides. RefSeq lists its product as uncharacterized. Bases 642 to 1247 code for a protein of 201 amino acids. The record is from RefSeq and is a predicted model, not a curated record. The transcript has 8 exons. NCBI's taxonomy places the organism in Eukaryota, Metazoa, Arthropoda, Branchiopoda, Diplostraca, Daphniidae.